CAAAAUUACCCCCUGUUUUGUAGAGAGAGAAGGAGAAGAGAGAGAGAGAGAGAGUAGAAGCAGCAAAAUGGGUAAGAUAGUGGAGAAGACGAAGAAGAAGAAAGGAAGACCAUCUCUAUUAGAUCUCCAGAAGAGAAAACAACUUGAGGAAAAGAAACAACAAAAUUCUAAACUUAAGCACCAAACACAAAACUCAAUUUCACAUAUCAAAACUCCAAUUCAACAUACAACACCUAACCCUAAAUCUCAUUCUAAUCGUCGAUCUACUCGUAGAAACCCAACUACUACUGAUGCCAAUUUAGUGACCAAAUAUUCUGAAGAAGAUGAGGAAGAUGAUGAAGAAAAUGAUGAGGAGGAUGAGGAUGAUGAAGAUGAAGAUGACGAGAACAAGACAAAGAGGGAAAAAAAACUUAAUCUUGUUCUUCAAUCAACACCACCUUCGAAAAAUAAAAAAUCAUCUGUAAAUUCACCUGAUUUACAGUCUAAUCCUUACGCUUACAAUUCAGAUGAUGACGAUGAAAACGGUGAAACUCCAUUCAAGAAACGAAAAAUCAAUGCUGCUGAUCAUCACAAUUCUUCUGAAAAGGAAGAGAAAGCAAACCCAACAUUGAAGGCUAAGGAAACCUUUUCAGGCACUAUAUUGGAGUCUGGGUCCACAACACCUUUACCGGAGCAAGCAUUGUUGGUGUUUAUCCUUGACAGGCUUCAAAAGAAAGACACUUAUGGCGUGUAUGCUGAACCUGUAGACCUGGAUGAGCUUCCUGAUUAUCUUGAGAUCGUAGAUGAACCAAUGGAUUUUGGAACAGUUAGGAAGAAAUUGUCUAGUGGAGCUUAUAGUUGCUUAGAACAAUUUGAGAAAGAUGUCUUUCUAAUAUGUUCAAAUGCGAUGCAGUAUAAUUCAUCGGACACGGUUUACUUUCGUCAGGCACGGUCCAUACAAGAGUUAGCAAAGAAAACCUUUGAGAACUUAAGACAGGACAGUGAUGAUAACGAACCAGAACAAAAAGUUGUAAGGAGGGGUAGACCUCCCUUAAAGAACCUGAAAAAGCAAUUCAUCAAGCUCUCCUCCGAGCGUGCUGGAUCAGAGUUUUCAGAUACAACUGCAGUUCCUGGUAGAGAUAACAGUACAUGGUUUAAUUCACAUGAUUUGAGAAAAGGCCCUCUUACAGAUAAUUCUAGCCUUGAUGAUGGAUCAGGAAGGGUUUCUCACAGUACUCGAAACAAUGAAGCUCAUAUUAAUUUUGUAGCGGAGCAAAAAACUGAUUGGAACGAGGAAUUUCCAGAUUAUACAUUAAAGGGGAUCUCUAUGAAGUUCGGAAAGAAGCAUUUUGUUUUAGAUGAGAACCGUCGUAACACUUAUAAGAACUCGUAUCCAGCAGCGGGUGGAAACGAGCUAUCACUGUUUGCUACCUUCGAUGGAGAAAAGAGACAUCUAAUGGCUGUGGGAAUUCACACUGAACAUGGAUUUUCUAGAAGUUUGGCUAGAUUUGCAGCAAAUCUUGGCCCGGUAGUCUGGAAAGUCGCGUCCAAGAAGAUUGAAAAGUCAUUGCCGGGUGGAAUAAAGUUUGGUCCUGGAUGGGUUGGAGAAAACGACAGGCCACCCAAACAAGCUCCAUUAUUAGUGCCCUCAUCACAGUCGUUGCCGCUUCAGUCUCCUAUAUGUCAAUCUACUAAUUCAUCUCCUUGUGCGCGCACUGUUGGUGCUACAGGAGAAAGAUUACUGUUGAAGCCAGAACCUUCAUGUAACUCCUCGUCGGAUGUCCUUCCGAACAGAACUUUCGCUUCAUCAUCGUCGGAUGGUGGGCUUAAUGUGAUCAACAGUGGCAGUGGUGGGAUGAGGCCAAACCCUCAAUUUCAGAUUCAUCAGAGUGCUGGAUUUAAGCACCCUAUCAGUGGUGUUAAUGGUGCACAUGGGUUUAACUUAACAGCCUGUCAGAUGAAUAAAAUGGUUAGACCAACUCGACCCCAGCAAAUCAGUACAGAAGCUCCAACAAAUUCUCAAACCGAAGAUUCAGUUUCCAGGAGCAGCAGUCACUUUGUCCAGUCAAUACCCGCAACAACUCAUUUGGAGAAAACAUCUGGUACGAUAGAUUCAAGCAGAUGUAUACAGAGACUGCCCACGAUGCACAAGAAAACGGAACCAGUGCCUCCUGACCUGAAUGUCAGAUUCCAGUCUCCUGGCUCUCCAAGUUCUGGUGUGCGAGUUGAUUCACCGCAGCCAGAUUUAGCGUUACAGCUCUGAACUUGUAACCUUGAGAAGUUGGCAGUAUCGAAAGCUGCUGCAAUUGGUGUUGCUUCUAAGAGAAUUUAGAAGAGCCACAACAUGUAGAACUCCCCAAUAAUGUAUGUUCAUGUAUUAGUGUAGGUGUUGGAGAGAGGUUUCGUACAGAUUAAUGUAUUCUAAUUGAUUGCGGGUUUUAAAGAACAAAUAAAACCCAUUAUGUAACAUUUUCACAUCUUUUGGAUCAUCAGUGGAAACAGAAGAAUUCUGUUUAAUAU
Messenger RNA from Papaver somniferum (opium poppy), 2499 nucleotides. RefSeq names its product bromodomain-containing protein 9-like. NCBI's taxonomy places the organism in Eukaryota, Viridiplantae, Streptophyta, Magnoliopsida, Ranunculales, Papaveraceae. The transcript is spliced from 9 exons. Bases 68 to 2242 code for a protein of 724 amino acids. Gene Ontology annotation, molecular function: protein binding. The record is from RefSeq and is a predicted model, not a curated record.